Messenger RNA from Durusdinium trenchii, 1324 nucleotides. Lineage: Eukaryota; Dinophyceae; Suessiales; Symbiodiniaceae. The record is from the annotation of a GenBank genome assembly.
GUAUUGUGAUGCGUAGCGCCUGAAUCGUCACCCACCUGGAUGCGUAGCUCCAUGGCGCGCCGCUUACGAUCUGUGCAUGUCGUGUGUAUGAUCUGCGCGGGCGCGUGGCAUUGGCUGUGGUCAACGAAGCUGUUUACUGCAGGCUCUUCUCUCCCUUCAUGCCCUACCCGAAUGGUGGCGCCCUGCUGGACUGCUGCGUCUCGCUCCUGCGUCUCCGCCCUGCCGUGGGACACUGUCGCAGGGGCAGAAGUUCUCAGCCCCGAGGUGCUGAGUGCUGCAGCUGCGUGCAUUGGUGACGAGGAGCUGGAACUGGUGGUGCCAGAGGAGGAGGAUAUGCAGAAGCUUACCGACUUGGUCGAUGAGAGCUUCCAACGCGCCAUCGCUGCGAGGAUGGCGGAGCCGUCCAAUGUCUUCAACGAGAUGUGGAAUGGCUGGGUGUCUCUGAGCGAGCGGCAGAUGACCUUGGGCGCCCUGCGGAAGCGCCUCAAGGGUCUCCUGGAGGCGCCGAGCUUGAGAAGGCCGCGAAACGAAGAUUGGAAUUUGGGUGUGAUCCUCAAGUCCAGCGAGGGCUUCAUGGGAUACUUUGAGAUUUGCCUUCAAACCCCUGAAGGCCUUAGGCGCGGAGCUCCGCAGCCAUACCUGAAGAACUUAUGUGUCUCCAAGGUGGUGACCGCGGGCGGUGGGGCGGUUCUUUGGCGUGCGUGAAACGAUCGCCAGGGUCAUAGCCACGGAUAGCUAGAGACCGGACAGAGACCGAUAGCCAUGCCCAGACAAGGAUCAGAGAUAGCCAUAUAUGGUUGUGUUGACCCAGUCAUUGCGGUGUGUAUCGGAUCAGCUGUUUCAGUUUCAGCUGUCUAUUGAUUUGAUUUGUUUUCAAGAACCAGACCAGCAUAUAUAUAUAUAUACAUACAUAAUUAUACAUAUACAUAAUUAGAUAACAUAAUUUCUGCAUCCUGAAAAGGCAGGUUGUGGACAUGUGUGAUGAUUUGCCAAGCAACUUCACAACUUCACUGUUCCCUUGGUAAAGCAUCGGACUUUGCAGUGUAGUAGUUACCGGCGCGCCUCUUUGAAGAGGAGUUGUAUGGCUUACAUGGUUGACCCUUGGGCCGUUGAGCCGAGGAGGUCCGUGGAAGAGGCUUGGGCCGGAAGCUCUUGAAGUUGGUGGAGGAAUUCUGCAGGAGGAGCUGGGGGGGAGAGACGCUCUAUUUGCACACUGAUUUGGACCCCGCAGCCUUCGGCCUGUACAACAGCAGUGGCUACGUGGUGCGGAGACAAGAGCAGGACGGUGAGGGUAAAAGCAUUUACAUGUCAAAAUCAUUGGAAU